Eremothecium cymbalariae DBVPG#7215 is the source of this 240-nucleotide messenger RNA. It is a transcript of the gene VMA21, whose product is annotated as Vma21p. Bases 1 to 240 code for a protein of 79 amino acids. Gene Ontology annotation, biological process: vacuolar proton-transporting V-type ATPase complex assembly. The record is from RefSeq and is a predicted model, not a curated record. NCBI's taxonomy places the organism in Eukaryota, Fungi, Ascomycota, Saccharomycetes, Saccharomycetales, Saccharomycetaceae. The transcript is spliced from 2 exons.
AUGGCUGUAGAUAUACCACGUACUGUAAUUGCAAAGUUGCUCUUCUUUACCAUCGCUGUGGCCGUAAUCCCUGUAAUUACGUUCUUCACGGUACAGCAGUACACCGAUAAUACUUUAGUAAGUGGUGGACUUGCUGCGUUAGCGGCCAAUAUCGUCCUAGUCGCUUAUGUCGUGAUGGCUUUCAUGGAGGACUCACCAGCUCCAGCUUCUAAGGAGGACGAAACAAAGAAAGUACAGUAA